AUGGCCGCCCUCGACCGCAGACGUAUUCCGGCCCCGGAAAUCUCUCAUGCCCCCACCUACGAGCCGCUUUCCUCCCAAGCAGGCCCCUCGAGAACAGAUCGAUCGGACCUCGAGUCCCGACCCAUAUUUCUCAAGACGGGCUUGAUCUCACAGGCAAACGGCUCCGCCUAUAUUGAAGCGGGCGGCACAAAAAUUGCCUGCUCUGUCUACGGCCCUCGACCCAAGCAACCGCCUUAUAUGACCCAAGGCGAGCGCCAUUACGAGCAAGACACUGAACCCCUCCCGUUAUCGAAUCUCUUGACCCAGCUUCUCCUUCCGUCUCUUCACCUCUCCGCCUUUCCCAAAGCUCAGCUCGACAUUUUCCUCCUCGUUCUCGAAUCGUCUUCCCCCGCGUCCGUACUGAGUGCGGGAUUGACAGUGGCCAGUGCCGCGGUCGUAGACGCCGGCGUGGAGAUGGGCGGUUUGGGCGUCGGCGCGGUCGUUGCAAAGCUCGAAGAGGGCAGGAACCUGGUCGACCCGAGUAAAGAUGAGGAGGCGGAGAGCAGGGCGCGGGCUGUGGUUGGGGGCAUGCCGGCCUUGGGAAAGAUUACAAAUAUGUGGUUGGAGGGAGAAGUGCCCGUUUCGGAAGCGUGUGAUAUGAUAGAAACAGCUCUGGUGUCUACCCGCGAGACCCAUACAGUCCUCGCCCAGGCCAUCAUUGAAGGAGUCGAGGAGCGAGGCCUGGGUUUAUAG
This is a messenger RNA of Cryptococcus wingfieldii CBS 7118, 732 nucleotides long. RefSeq lists its product as hypothetical. The record is from RefSeq and is a predicted model, not a curated record. The transcript is spliced from 5 exons. Gene Ontology annotation, biological process: poly(A)-dependent snoRNA 3'-end processing; nuclear mRNA surveillance; rRNA catabolic process. Lineage: Eukaryota; Fungi; Basidiomycota; Tremellomycetes; Tremellales; Cryptococcaceae. The coding region runs from base 1 to 732 and encodes 243 amino acids. Gene Ontology annotation, cellular component: nuclear exosome (RNase complex); cytoplasmic exosome (RNase complex); nucleolus.